This is a messenger RNA of Cantharellus anzutake, 1392 nucleotides long. RefSeq names its product ornithine aminotransferase. NCBI's taxonomy places the organism in Eukaryota, Fungi, Basidiomycota, Agaricomycetes, Cantharellales, Hydnaceae. The transcript has 14 exons. Gene Ontology annotation, molecular function: identical protein binding; pyridoxal phosphate binding; L-ornithine transaminase activity. Gene Ontology annotation, cellular component: cytoplasm. The record is from RefSeq and is a predicted model, not a curated record. Bases 1 to 1392 code for a protein of 463 amino acids.
AUGACGAUCAUUUUUGCCUCGUCUUCCGAAACCACCGGGGUCGUCCCGACCUAUAAACAGCCUUAUUUACAUGUGUCAUCCGCCGAGGCCAUGCUUCUCGAAGACAAGCACAGUGCUCACAACUAUCAUCCUCUGCCCGUGGUCUUGGAUUCAGCGUCUGGAGCCAAAGUAUGGGAUCCUGAGGGGAAAGAAUACAUUGACAUGCUGUCGGCGUAUUCCGCCGUGAACCAGGGCCACUGCCACCCCAGGAUAGUGUCCACAUUGAUAACGCAAGCUCAAAAGCUUACGUUAUCUUCGCGAGCUUUCCACAACUCCGUGUUUGGACAGUUCGCGAAACAAGUGACUACCUUGUUUGGGUACGAUAUGGUCCUCCCCAUGAAUACGGGUGCGGAGGCCGUUGAAACGUCCCUUAAGUUAGCCCGCAAGUGGGCUUAUGCAAAGAAAGGCGUUCCAGAAGGUAAGGCGAUGAUCCUAAGUGCUCAAGGAAAUUUUCAUGGACGCACAAUCGGUGUGAUUUCAAUGAGCACCGAUCCAGAGAGUCGAACUGGCUUCGGUCCUUUCCUUGAGGGUGUCGGAUCUGUUAUCCGAUUACCAGAUGACCAGCUCCACCAAAUCCGCUACAACAACAUUCCGGACCUCGAGGUUGCGCUUAACGCGCAUGGGGAGAAUAUUGCUGCAUUUCUGGUGGAGCCCAUCCAGGGUGAAGCAGGGGUCGUGGUUCCGGAUGCCGGAUAUUUAUCAAAGGUGCAGGAUAUUUGUAAGAAGCACAACGUACUCUUGAUUUGCGACGAAAUUCAAACGGGUCUCGGCCGCACUGGCAAGAUGUUGUGCUGUGAUCAUGAUAAUGUCAAACCAGACAUGGUCUUGCUUGGGAAGGCUCUAUCUGGCGGAGUAUACCCCGUAUCCUGCGUUCUAGCUAAUCAGGAUAUCAUGUUAUGCAUUAAUCCCGGGGAGCAUGGCAGUACGUAUGGAGGUAACCCGCUCGGAUGUGCCGUGGCUAUGACAGCUCUCAACGUCCUCAUCGACGAGAAGCUCAGCAAACGUGCUGAGCGUCUAGGCGAAGUCUUUCGCCAAACCGUCAGAUCCUUCCACUCUCCGCAUGUCCAACUCGUUCGUGGAAAGGGGCUGUUCAAUGCCAUUGUAAUUGACGAAAGCAAGAGCCUGAAGAAGCGCACUGCUUGGCAGCUGUGCUUACUGAUGAAGGACCGUGGUGUGUUGGCUAAGCCAACGCACCAGAACAUUAUUCGCUUCUCCCCCCCUCUUGUUAUAUCUGAGGCCGAUCUGCACAAGGCUCUCGACGUCAUUAAGCAGUGCUUACAUGACUUUGACAUCAUUGAGCGCAUCCCAGGUGACAAAUCUGGUCACCAUGAACGUGUCCCCCAGGACGAUUAA